GCCCUCGCCGCCGCCACCACACACUUGCAUGCUUCUCUCCAUCUUGUGAUUUCUUUUUUCCUUCUGAACCCUCUAGUGGGGGGUGCGAGUUUGUAUUUCGCCCAUCCACUCCACUGCCUCUUUUCUUCUCGCUCUCCACCCCCUCCCCAGCCUGUUGUGUGCCUUUUUCUUUUCUCAUCCCUCUUCAUUUUUAUUUAUUCAUAUUUAUUUGGCUCCCACUUUCUCGCUCUUGCUCUCUCCUUCCCCCACCCCCUCUCCGGAUCCCUGCUAUAUCCCCGGAGUGGCGCGUCCGGGGCUCCGCCGCUGGCCAGGCGUGAUGUUGCACGUGGAGAUGUUGACGCUGAUGUUUCUGGUGCUCUGGAUGUGUGUGUUCAGCCAGGACCCGGGCUCCAAGGCCGUCGCGGACCGCUACGCUGUCUAUUGGAACAGCAGCAACCCUAGAUUCCAGAGGGGUGACUACCACAUUGACGUCUGCAUCAAUGACUACCUGGAUGUGUUCUGCCCUCACUACGAGGACUCGGUCCCGGAAGACAAGACGGAGCGUUAUGUCCUCUACAUGGUGAACUUUGAUGGCUACAGUGCCUGUGACCACACUUCCAAAGGGUUCAAGAGAUGGGAAUGUAACCGGCCUCACUCUCCAAAUGGACCACUGAAGUUCUCUGAGAAAUUCCAGCUCUUCACGCCCUUUUCUCUAGGAUUUGAGUUCAGGCCAGGCCGGGAAUAUUUCUAUAUCUCCUCUGCAAUCCCAGAUAAUGGAAGAAGGUCCUGUCUAAAGCUCAAAGUCUUUGUGAGACCGACAAAUAGCUGUAUGAAAACUAUAGGUGUUCAUGAUCGUGUUUUCGAUGUUAACGACAAAGUAGAAAAUUCAUUAGAACCAGCAGAUGACACCGUACAUGAGUCAGCCGAGCCAUCCCGCGGCGAGAACGCGGCACAGACACCAAGGAUACCCAGCCGCCUUUUGGCAAUCCUACUGUUCCUCCUGGCGAUGCUUUUGACAUUAUAGCACAGUUUCCUCCCGUCACCUGUCACAGAAAACGUCAGGGUCUUGGAACACCAGAGAUCCACCUAACUGCUCAUCCUAAGAAGGGACUUGUUAUUGGUUUUUAUGGCAGAUGUCAGAUUUUUGUUUUCUUUCUUUCAGCCUGAAUUCUAAGCAACAACUUGGGGCCAGGGAGGGGUGCUAAAGUAGUUGCUGCCUCCCUCACCCCACUCCCAGCCCUUGCCCUUGACUCUUCUCACCCCUUCCAAAUUAAAUGGACUCCAGAUGAAAAUGCCAAAUUGUCGUAGUGACACCAGUGGUCAUCAGCUCCUGAGCAUUCUCCUCUAAGAGCUCACCUCUGCUAGCGCGCUGUGUCAGCAGUAUGUGGACGAGGGAAGACAGUGGCAGAUGCAGCCAGGGAUGGCGAGGCCCAGGAGGGUUCCUCUCCCAUACAAUAUUGAUGCCUUUUCAUUCAGGACUGGAAGAGAACCAUGCAGGGCAUCAUGUCAAGUCCAGAGGGGAGAUAUUAAGAACAGAUAUAAUAUUACACCAUUUCCUCUAGGGUGUGUAAAUGAACAGGCUUCUAAAAGGUUGAGACACUUUGUUUGUUUGUUUGUUUGUUUUUAGAUGACUGUCUUAAAGCAUUUUUGACAGCGACUCUCACGCUUCGUGAAAGAAGCCUUUUUUCCCAGGUGGCGGGUAGGGUGCCGGGAUGCUAGCACAGAGCAAGUGUGACAUCAGAGAAAAGUUUGGUGGGGGUGUGUAUGUGUGAGUGCCUCUAAUUUUUUUGGUGACUGGGCAGUGUACACCAGAUUUUUUUCCCUUUGAAUACAGAUCACCA
Molecule: messenger RNA, 1820 nt
Organism: Molossus molossus (Pallas's mastiff bat)
Lineage: Eukaryota; Metazoa; Chordata; Mammalia; Chiroptera; Molossidae
Gene: EFNA5
Product: ephrin A5
Exons: 5
Coding region: 317-1003 (228 amino acids)
Biological process (GO): ephrin receptor signaling pathway; regulation of actin cytoskeleton organization; regulation of cell-cell adhesion
Cellular component (GO): external side of plasma membrane; plasma membrane
Molecular function (GO): ephrin receptor binding
Source: RefSeq, a predicted model, not a curated record